CCUAGGCAGUGAGGGACAGAGUAGAGUCAAGACUAGUCAAUGAGAGUAAACACAGGAAGUGGUGCUGAUUAGCCAAUGAGUCACUGAGAGGGGACCAACAGUGUUAGGUGUAAUAUAUAACUUAUUAUAACAACAAAUAUGAAGGUCUUCAAGGUGUUCAACAAAUAUUUUCCAACAAAACAAGACGUGGAGGGACCAGAGAAGAUCAUGGCUAUAUCUUCCCCAACAGUGGUCAAACAUGAUGUCCACGUCAUCCUCAAUAAAAAUACUGGGUCACUGGAAGGCAUUCCUGAAGCAUGGAAAAAAUAUAUUGAAAACACUAUUGGGAAAGAUGAAAUGCAAGAAAAUCCUGAAGCUGCCCUCUCUGCUGUGAUGUUUUGGAAUCGCUCGAUGCUAAAUCAGAAGGGUGAAGUGGGAUACAUGCCAACAACUCCACCUGUGCAAGAGGUCUCAGAAGGUGAUAAACUUGGAACUAACAGCUGUGAUGAGCUGGAAGAUGGAGAUCAGAUGAAGAUACAUAAGGAGAAACUUGAUACCAGUGCAAGCAGCACCCAAGAACCCCAGAUUGCAUGCUCCCUCCAAGCUCAAGGACUAGUGGAGCAUCAAGCUGAAAGACCAGAACUUGGGGGAAGCAUAAGCCCUGUGCAGGUUCGAAAGAAGGUUAGUGGCAAACUAACUGAUGAGGAGGUGAUGGCAGAAUUCCAACGGAUUUGUUCUCCCUCUAACCCAGAGACAAUAUAUGAACGGGAUAUGGAAUUAGGUGCAGGGGCGUCUGGAACAGUGUUUGCGGCACGGGAGAAAUCAACGGGUAAGAGAGUGGCAGUGAAGGAUAUGGACCUUAGUAAACAGCCCAAAAAGGAGCUUAUUUUGACCGAGAUCAAUGUCAUGAAAGAACUUCAACAUGAAAAUCUUGUCAACUUCCUGGAUGUGUUUUUACUUAACAACCAUUUGUGGGUAGUGAUGGAGCUGUUGGAUGGUGGACCACUGACAGAUAUUGUAACAGAAACUGUAAUGAAAGAACCACAAAUUGCUGCUGUGUGUAAUCAUACCUUAGGUGGCAUUCAAUACCUCCAUGAGAAUGGAGUAAUUCAUCGAGAUAUCAAGUCAGACAAUGUUCUCCUUGGUAAAGAUGGUUCUAUUAAACUAACGGACUUCGGCUUCUGUGCUAACAUCAGUGGAGACGAAAAGCGUCAAACCAUGGUUGGGACACCAUACUGGAUGGCUCCAGAGAUUGUGAAUCGUAAGCAUUAUGGAAAGAAGGUUGAUAUUUGGUCUUUGGGCAUCAUGGCCAUUGAGAUGAUUGAAGGGGAGCCACCGUACCUCAAGGAGACACCACUUCGUGCUCUCUAUCUCAUUGCAUCUAAUGGCAAACCUGAUAUUCCUUCGUGGCAAAAAUUAUCCCCAGAGUUCCAGGAUUUUUUAAGCCGUUGUCUUGAAGUUGACAUGGAAAAGCGUGCAUCUGCUGAGGAGCUUCUUUCUCAUCCGUUCCUCUCUAAGGCAGUCAGUACAACCACUCUAAAGCCUCACAUUGAAGCGGCUCAAAAACUCCUUGACAAACGUAUCAGCUCUGAGAUGUAAACAAAGUUGUUGGUAUAUGUUAAGGAUUAUCAGCCUGGUUUACCUAGGCUUAUGUUUAAGGAGAGAUAUAACAUCAUCAACCACCCCAUUACAUAAAUAUUACAAGCCUGGUUGAAGCAUUAUAGAGUUUUAGCUAAUGCAUAUUUCAUCAGUGUUCAGUAUCCAGCCUUAUUUUUGUUUUGUCUUUGAGAUAAACAGUGACCAGUAUUCUUACUGAGCAGUGUGUGGGGUUGUGGCUUCAUAAACAUUUCAUGCUAAGUUCAUGGUAUUGAAUGUACAGUAUGUCUUUAUAUAUCCAUGGGGGACAUUUUCUAUUUGUAAAGCAGAAAUUUACUUACAGAUUUCUGUCCAAAUUUGUGAAUAUUUUAUGCAUUUAUGCUGUGUUAUUUGAAAUCUGUCUUAUCUACAAAAAACAUUUCAGAAAUAAAAAUAAUUCAGCAUAUUUUUAAAUUACGUACCAUGUUGGAUAUGUUUAGCAUUUCAUUCGUCUGAAAUAUUUUUCAUGUUGAGGAUUCACGUGAAAAUAUUUAAAUUUAAUAUGAAGACAAUAGCAAUAUAUACAGUACUCUAAAUACACAAAGCUGUUCUGGGAAGUUUGACUUUGGCAUGAUGAAAAAUAAUAGACAUUGGAAGUACCCAUUGAUCACAAAAUUCUCUAAGUAAUACCAGUAAAAUAUUCCAGUAUUGGUUCCUAAACAAAUCAGGAAUUUGUUCAUUCCUGAGCUGUUUGUAGAUGUACUUGUCAUACCCAUUCAGGAAACAAUUUAUUGACAGAUUGCUCUUCAUGACAGGAUUUACAAAACAAUUGUGUUGAAUUUUAUGUAAACAUUCUUGUGAGUUAGAUUAGAGUAUGAAGAGUACAGGGUAAACUUAGAGAGUGUAUGGAGAUUGGAUUGAAUUAUGAUUUAUGGAGAGCCAAUAUUGGACUGUACAGUAUUUAAUUAUUAGUGAGAAAUAGCAUAUUGGUUGUAGCUACUUAAAAUGUAUUAUGAUUACUCACUUGAUCUCUAAACUGAUAGGUGAAAUUCCUCAGACUGUAUAAAAACUGAUCAUGAACAUUUAAGGCAGAUGUUUCUGUGCUGUCCUCCUUGAUUUUUUAUAAGUUUGUUGCUUUAUUGGCUGAAAAUUACUACCAAAGAUAUUGCUACACAAGUGUUGCCAGUUUAAGUGAUAAUACACAGAACAUUAUACAGUAUUUAGUGGUACUUUAGACAUGUUGCACUGUUCAGUUAAAUGGAUCAAGUGUUAUAGGAAAGUGGUCUUGUUUAAUAUCAAUGUGUUUCAGGUUUUUAACAGACAAAUUUGAAGUUCAAUUUAGGUAACUUCUACAGUAGAUGUGUUACUGUAAAUACUGUAUAGUGUAGUUAAUUAGAGCUGCUUUCUGUAUAUCAUCAGACAAGUAUCUCAUUGUGAUGUAGUUUUGCCUGAAAUAACUGUUUUAUAAGUUCACCAGUUGAAGUAGAUAGCUGUUUAAGAUCCUGGUAAAUGCAACUACAGUACAGUACAAUGACCUGUACGUUGUGAUUCUAAAAGGUGCCAUAUUGUAACUGAUUGUGAUGCUAGUUACCAUAAAUAUCCUCAGUUGUAUGUACAGUUGCCUGCACCUAUACCUGGUUUAGUGGUUGGCAAGUUUUGUAAGAUGUGGCAACUCUGUGGAAUGAUUACCUAACAAUUUUAGCCUGGCUACUAUUGCAAGGUUCCAUAGGACCAUUCCUAUGGUGUUAAUACAGUAAACCCUUGCACUUCCAGGUAAUUAG
Messenger RNA from Homarus americanus (American lobster), 3335 nucleotides. Its product is annotated as serine/threonine-protein kinase PAK 2-like. The transcript has 11 exons. Gene Ontology annotation, molecular function: ATP binding; protein serine/threonine kinase activity. Gene Ontology annotation, cellular component: cytoplasm. The record is from RefSeq and is a predicted model, not a curated record. Lineage: Eukaryota; Metazoa; Arthropoda; Malacostraca; Decapoda; Nephropidae. Gene Ontology annotation, biological process: intracellular signal transduction; protein phosphorylation; regulation of MAPK cascade. Bases 139 to 1578 code for a protein of 479 amino acids.